AUGACAGAAGGGAGGAUCGUCUCUGUACUGGAACCUGAACCUGAACCUGGAACCAGCUCUGUGCCCAUUAGGAGUGGCUGGUCAAAGACCCGAUUUUCCAAAGGAGAUCCAAAGUCUGAGACCUUCAAGGGACCUAAACCUGAACCCAGCUGUGUGUCCAUGAAGAGUGACCGGUCAAAAGACCGCAUGCUAUCUUUCGGAGAAGAUCCAUUUUCACAAGUGGACCAGGAGAGCUCAGAGGUUCCCAGUGGUCAGUCUGCCCAGCAGCAUCAACCAGAUCUAUUUAUGCUGCUGGAGGAGGACCUUGAAUGUUUUAUGGACAAUGAGCUGAAGAGGUUCCAGAAGCUUCUGAGUCCAGAUUACCCAGAAUGCUCAGAGAGUCAGAGUCAGCAUGAGGAGGAAGAGGAGAGGAGCAUCAGAGAGGCAUUUCUGAAAAUCACACUGCACCACCUGAGAAAAAAGAACGAGAACAAGCUGGCUGACCGUCUGCAGAACAGAAGUCUUGCUGCAGAUGGUAAGCGUAAACUCAAAUCUAAGAUGCAGAAGAAGUUCCAGCGUGUGUUUGAGGGGAUUGCUGAAGCAGGAAACCCAACCCUUCUGAAUCAGAUGUUCACAGAAAUCUACAUCAUGGAGGGAUGGACUGCAGAGGUCAAUGAUGAACAUGAGGUCAGACAGAUUGAAACAGCAUCCAGGAAACCAGACACACCAGAAACAACAAUCAGACAAGAAGACAUCUUUAAACCCCCACCUGGAAGAGAUGAACCAAUCAGAACAGUGAUGACAAAGGGAGUGGCUGGCAUCGGGAAAACAGUCUUAACACAGAAGUUCACUCUGGACUGGGCUGAAGGCAAAGCUAACCAGGACAUCCAGUUCAUAUUUCCAUUCACCUUCAGAGAGCUGAAUGUGCUGAAAGAGAAGAAGUUCAGUUUGGUUGAACUUGUUGAUCAUUUCUUUAGUGAAACUAAAGAAGGAGGAAUCUGCAGGUUUGAGUUCCAGGUGGUGUUCAUUUUUGACGGUCUGGAUGAGUGUCGACUUCCUCUGGACUUCCUCAACACUGAGAUCCUGACUGAUGUUACAAAGUCCACCUCAGUGGAUGUGCUGCUGACAAACCUCAUCAGGGGGAAUCUCCUUCCCUCUGCUCACCUCUGGAUAACCACACGACCUGCAGCAGCCAAUCAGAUCCCUCCUGGGUGCAUUGACAUGGUGACAGAGGUCAGAGGGUUCACUGACCAACAGAAGGACAAGUACCUCAAAGGGAGAUUCAGAGAUGAGAAGCAGGCUAACAGAAUCAUCUCCCACAUCAAGAGAUCACGAAGCCUCCACAACAUGUGUCACAUCCCAGUCUUCUGCUGGAUCACUGCUACAGUUCUGGAGGACAUGCUGAAGACCAGAGAGGGAGGAGAGCUGCCCAAGACCCUGACUGAGAAGUACAUCCACUUCCUGGUGGUUCAGUCUAAAGUGAAGAACAUCAAGUAUGAUGGAGGAGCUGAGACAGAUCCACACUGGAGUCCAGACACCAGGAAGAUGACUCUGGGAAAACUGGCUUUUGAGCAGCUGCAGAAAGGCAACCUGAUCUUCUAUGAAUCAGACCUGACAGAGUGUGGCAUCGAUAUCAGAGCAGCCUCAGUGUGCUCAGGAGUGUUAACACAGAUCUUUAAAGAGGAGAGAGGACUGUACCAGGACAAGAUGUUCAGCUUCAUCCAUCGGAGUGUUCAGGAGUUUCUGGCUGCUCUUCAUGUCCAUCUGACAUUCACCAACUCUAGAGUCAACCUGCUGUCAGAAGAACAAACAACAACACAGUUCUACCAGAGUGCUGUGGACAAGGCCUUACAGAGUCCAAAUGGACAUCUGGACUUGUUCCUCCGCUUCCUCCUGGGUCUUUCACUGCAGACCAAUCAGAAUCUCCUACAAGGCCUGGUGACACAGACAGGAAGUAGCUCACAGACCAAUCAGGAAACAGUCGAGUACAUGAAGAAGAAGAUCAGUGAGAAUCGGUCUGCAGAGAGAAGCAUCAAUCUGUUCCACUGUCUGAAUGAACUGAAUGAUGAUUCUCUAGUGGAGGAUAUCCAACAGGCCCUGAGAUCAGGAAGUCUCUCCACAGAUAAACUGUCUCCUGCUCAGUGGUCAGCUCUGGGCUUCAUCUUACUGUCAUCAGAAGAAGAUCUGGACGUGUUUGACCUGAAGAAAUACUCUGCUUCAGAGGAGGUACUUCUGAGGCUGCUGCCAGUGGUCAAAGCCUCCAACAAAGCUCUACUGAGUGCCUGUAAUCUCACAGAGAGAAGCUGUGAAGCUCUGUCCUCAGUUCUCAGCUCUGAGUCCUCUAGUCUGAGAGAGCUGGACCUGAGUAGCAACAAGCUGGAGGAUUCAGGAGUGAAGCAGCUGUCGGCUGGACUGAAGAGUCCACACUGCAGGCUGGAGACUCUCAGGUUGAGUGGCUGUAAUCUGUCAGAGAGAAGCUGUGAAGAUCUGUCAUUAGUUCUCAGCACCCAGUCCUCUAGUCUGAGAGAGCUGGACCUGAGUAACAACGAGCUGGAGGAUUCAGGAGUGAAGCAGCUGUCGCCUGGACUGAGGAGUCCACACUGCAGGCUGGAGACUCUCAGGUUGAGGGGCUGUAAUCUAUCAGAGAGAAGCUGUGAAGAUCAGUCAUUAGUUCUCAGCUCCCAGUCCUCUAGUCUGAGAGAGCUGGACCUGAGUAACAACAAGAUUGAGGAUUCAGGAGUAAAGCUGAUCUCUGAUGGACUGAAGAGUCCACACUGCAAGCUGGAGACUCUCAGACUGAGUUGCUGUAAGCUGUCAGAAAAAAGCUGUGAAGAUCUGUCCUCAGUUCUCAGCUCCCAGUCCUCUAGUCUGAGAGAGCUGCACCUGAGUAACAACAACCUGCAGGAUUCAGGAGUGGAGCUGAUCAAUGAUGGACUGAAGAGUCCACACUGCAGGCUGGAGACUCUCAGUCUGUCAGGCUGUCUGAUCUCAGAGGAAGGCUGUACUUCUCUGGUCUCAGCUCUGAGCUUCAACCCCUCCCAUCUGAGAGAGCUGGACAUGAGCUACAAUAAUCCAGGAGACUCAGGAGUGAAGCUACUGUCAGAAAGACUGGAGGAUCCACUCUGGAGACUGGACACUCUCAGAUAUCUGCAUGGUAAAGAAACUGUCAGAUGGUUGACACCAGGUCUGAGGAAGUAUUCCUGUAAACUCACAGUCGACACAAACACAGUGAACAGAAACCUCAAACUGUCUGACAACAACAGGAAGGUGACAUUAGGGAUGGUUGAUCAGCUAUAUCCUGAUCAUCCAGAGAGGUUUGACUGUCUUUGGCCUCAGCUGCUGUGUAGAGAUGGUCUGACUGGUCGCUGUUACUGGGAGGUUGAGAUGAAAGGAGAGGUUCAUGUAGCAGUGAGUUACAGAGGAAUCAGCAGGAGAGGAAAUGGUGUUAACGGUGUGUUUGGAGGUAAUGAUCAGUCCUGGAGUCUGAGGUGCUCUGAUGAUGGUGGUUACUCGGUCUGGCACAAUAACAGACAAACAUCCACCACCUCCUCCUCUAUCUCUAACAGAGUAGGAGUGUAUGUGGACAUUCCUGCUGGCUCUCUGUCCUUCUACUCAGUCUCCUCUGACUCACUGAUCCACCUCUACACCUUCAACACCACAUUCACUGAACCUCUGUAUCCUGGGUUUGGGUUCAUGUACCACACUGGUUCCUCAGUGUCUCUGUGUCCUCUGUAGGAGGGAGAGUCUCCUCCUGUCAGAUAAAACUUCUCACUGCUGGGUCAAAAAUGUCAGAGAAACCGCCAAAAGCAUUGAAGAAGGUGA
Molecule: messenger RNA, 3801 nt
Organism: Perca flavescens (yellow perch)
Lineage: Eukaryota; Metazoa; Chordata; Actinopteri; Perciformes; Percidae
Product: NACHT, LRR and PYD domains-containing protein 12-like
Exons: 14
Coding region: 1-3714 (1237 amino acids)
Molecular function (GO): protein binding
Source: RefSeq, a predicted model, not a curated record